AGUGGAUAUAUGAGAAUGCCGCUAAAACGUCAAACGUUGUGGUAAUACAACACUGAGAACGCUGUACAAACGCCGUGCACAAAAUACGCUAAACAUCCAAAUCGAAUAAAUUAAUCGCAAAUUACGAUCUGAAUCGACCUUUUUUUUGUUAGCAUCAGCAAAAUAAAACCGUCAAAAUAGCUGACUAUCAUCAUCAGACGUCACGGCCCGGCACCGUUGACGGUAAAGUGAAAAUGAAGCUAGCCGAUCAGGUGGUGCGUAGCUUUCGCGUUGCCAAAGUGUUUCGCGAGAACACCGACAAAAUAAAUGCCAUCGACUUUUCGGCAAAUGGUGAACACUUGAUUUCAUGCAGUGAAGACGAUCAAAUUGUUAUUUACGAUUGUGAUAAAGGCACCCAAACGCGAACCGUCAAUUCGAAAAAGUAUGGCGUUGAUUUGAUUCAUUUCACACACAGUCAGAACACAGCAAUCCACAGUUCGACCAAAGUGGACGAUGCAAUUCGUUACCUAUCAUUGCACGACAACAAAUACUUGCGCUAUUUUCCCGGCCACACAAAGAAGGUGAUCUCAUUGUGCAUUUCACCCGUUGAAGACUCAUUUUUGUCCGGAUCGAUGGAUAAGACGCUACGUUUGUGGGAUUUACGUUCGCCUAACUGUCAAGGUGUCAUGCAUUUGUCGGGCCGUCCAAUUGCUGCUUACGAUCCCGAAGGAUUGAUUUUUGCCGCCGGCGUCAAUUCGGAAAGCAUCAAAUUGUAUGAUUUACGGUCAUUCGACAAAGGGCCGUUUGUGACAUUCAAAUUGAAUCAAGAACGUGAAUGCGAAUGGACCGGAUUGAAGUUCUCCCGAGAUGGAAAAACCAUUCUGAUCAGCACCGAUGGCCAGUUUAUUCGAUUGGUUGACGCCUUUCAUGGCACACCGCUACAAACAUUUACCGGUCAUUCAAACAACAAGAAGCUCCCAAUCGAGGCAUCGUACAGUCCCGAUUCACAAUUCAUUUUUGCUGGUAGCGUUGAUGGUCGUGUGCACGUGUGGAACGCAGAUACGGGCUACAAAAUCUGUGCACUAAACGGUGAUCAUCCGUCUGCGGUUCAAUGUGUUCAGUUCAAUCCGAAGUACAUGAUGCUGGCAAGUGCGUGCACAAACAUGGCAUUCUGGUUGCCGAACCCAGAAGAACUACCACAAUAAGUUUUAAUAACUAUCAUCUCGUUUAAGUACGAUAUAAUUUGAUUAAUUAACACAAAAAAAUAUAUUGAAAAAUAAAACGAUAGAAAUAAAAAGUAAAAAAAUAAUUGUGUAAACAAACGAAAACGAAAACGUAAAAAGCAUGAAUAUA
Sitodiplosis mosellana (orange wheat blossom midge) is the source of this 1332-nucleotide messenger RNA. It is a transcript of the gene Wdr82, whose product is annotated as WD repeat-containing protein 82. The record is from RefSeq and is a predicted model, not a curated record. The transcript has 2 exons. Lineage: Eukaryota; Metazoa; Arthropoda; Insecta; Diptera; Cecidomyiidae. Gene Ontology annotation, cellular component: Set1C/COMPASS complex. Bases 234 to 1184 code for a protein of 316 amino acids. Gene Ontology annotation, molecular function: protein binding; chromatin binding.